Molecule: messenger RNA, 2001 nt
Organism: Orycteropus afer afer
Lineage: Eukaryota; Metazoa; Chordata; Mammalia; Tubulidentata; Orycteropodidae
Gene: NKPD1
Product: NTPase KAP family P-loop domain containing 1
Source: RefSeq, a predicted model, not a curated record
AUGGCCAGCAGCAGCCCAGCCCCACCCUCGGCAGCCGGCACCCUCCUGGAGCCCAGCGAGCCCACCGACGACCGGCCCCUGCCUGUCCCUGCGGCCUGCGGCCCUUUCACCUCCUACAGCGCCGACAUUCUGACAGAGGAUGACAUCUACUGCAGCUGCCUGGCCAAGACCCUGUGCCACGUGCCCGUCCCGGUGACCGUGGGUUUCUACGCCCCCUUCGGCUGCCGUCUGCACAUGAUGCUGGACAAAAUCACCUUGUUCCUGCAGCCCCUUAUCACCGAGAUGCACCUGCGGCGCAAGAACGUGCAGUUCCUCUUCAUCCGCUUCAGCGCCUGGCAGUAUGCGGGCACGGACAAGCUGUGGGCCGGGCUGGUGACCACGCUGUGCGAGGGCAUCCGCCACCACUACGGCGCGCUGCCCUUCAGCGUGUACUCGGUGCUGAGCAACAAGCCGGGCACGUCGCCGGGUUUCUCCCAGCGCGAGUGGCACUGCCGGCUUCGCGUGUGCCUGGCGCUGGUGGCGCUGCUGGCGGCGCUGGGCCUCGGCGUGGGCCUGCUUUACCUGUCCCUGAACGGCCACGCGCUGGGCCACGCAGGCGCCAGCGGCAGCCUGCUCAAAGCGUUUGGGGGCGCGGCCACCACGCUGUCGGGCUCGGGGCUGCUAAUGGCCGUGUACUCGGUGGGCAAGCACUUGUUCGUGAGCCAGCGGAAGAAGAUCGAGCGGCUGGUGUCUCGCGAGAAGUUCGGCAGCCAGCUGGGCUUCAUGUGCGAGGUGAAGAAGGAGGUGGAGCUGCUCACAGACUUCUUGUGCUUCCUGGAGAUCUACCAGAGGCGGCGCCUGCGCGUCGUGCUCGAGGUCACCGGGCUGGACACGUGCUACCCGGAGCGCGUAGUCGGCGUGCUCAACGCCAUCAAUACGCUGCUGUCUGACAGCCACGCGCCCUUCAUCUUCAUCCUGGUCGUGGACCCCAGCAUCCUGGCUGCGUGCCUUGAGAACGCCGGCAGCAUGAAGGGCACGGCCGACAACGGCUACCUCUUUCUCAACCGCACGGUCACACUGCCCUUCUCAGUGCCCAUCAUGGGCCGCCGCACCAAGCUGCAGUUCCUGCACGACGCCGUGCUGAGCCGCGACGACCUGCUUUAUCGCGAGAUCACGCGCAAGCUUCGGCCGGCGGGCAGGAGCCGGGAGGAGGACGCUGAGGGCGCGAAGCUGUUGGCGGUAGAGAUGCAGGCGGGCGCCGAGGGCGGGCAGAGCCGCAUUGACGCCGAGGCGGCGCGCCGCAUCCAGGAGGCGCUCUUGUGCUUGCACGACGAGAGCGACUGCCUUUACGAGUACGUGCCCGACAACGUGGUGUCCAUGCGGCGCAUCGUCAACACCGUGCCCAUCACCGUGCGCCUGUUGCAGCAGCAGCAGCAGCAGGGAGACUUUGUGGGUCCCACGCCGCGCCAGGCCGUGGCUUGGGUCGUGCUCGCCAACCAGUGGCCAUGCCGCCUCAGCUGGGUGCUGCAGUGUCUGGAGGACCGGCAGCAGGUCGGGGGCGCGCCUGAAGGGGGCGCGCGUCUCUGGGACGUAUUCUACGACAACAGCCGGGAGCUCCACUCUAUGACCAAAGCAUUACAGAACGUGCUUGACCUGGACGGAGACCCAGAGCUCUUCAAACGCUUCCUGGACGCCGACUUCCCUUUCACCGUGGCGGAGGCGCAGAGCCUGCUACGCUGCACUGUCAACCUGGACCACUCCAUCCGCCGCCGUAUGGGUCUCAUCCGCGCGGUCAGCACGCUCAAGCCGCCCAGCCCGCCCACGUCCCCUGCCAGGGAUGCCUCCCACGCCACCGGCAGAGCCACCGCCACUGCUAGGGCAUCCCCCUCGGGCCAUGCCCACAGAGCCAAUAACACCUCCCGUUCAUCAGGCCACGAUGCAGGACACGCCUCCGUGCCUGCCAGCAACGCCCACCAACCCCGGGAGUGGGCCAAGGGGGACAAGCCACAGCCCCUGGCCUGA